AUGGGGAACUGGCUGCAGGACCCCGCGGUGGUCAAUGGUGUGUCUGGGGCCAUUGCAGGCGCCCUGACAGCCACGUUUGUGUGCCCAUUGGACGUCCUGAAGACGCGGCUGCAGGUGCAGCGCAUCUCGUCCACCACGCGCGUGGGCAUCAUCGGCGGGCUCUCGGCCAUUGUCAAGGCGGAGGGCGCCAAGGGGCUGUACCGCGGCCUCACGCCGACGCUCAUGGCGCUGCUGCCCAACUGGGCGGUGUACUUUUCGGUCUACGGGCGCCUCAAAACGGUCCUCACCACGCGGCAGGGGCAGCAGGUGGCGGCGACGCCCGCAAUACACAUGGCGGCUGCCGCGGGCGCGGGCGUGGCCACGCUGCUGAUCACCAACCCCUUGUGGGUUAUCAAGACGCGGAUGCAGACGCAGCACAUGAACAUCAGCUAUGGCCGGGGGCGGCAGGUCCGGACGGAGUACAAGAGCACGUUUGACGCGCUGCGGCGCAUCACGCGCGAGGAGGGGAUGCGUGGGCUGUACAGCGGCCUGGCACCCAGCAUGGCGGGCAUAUGCCACGUCGCGAUACAGUUCCCGCUGUACGAGGCGGCAAAGGAGGGGCUGGGGGUCGUGUCGGCCGUUGAUGUAGGGGCGCGCUGA
Monoraphidium neglectum is the source of this 639-nucleotide messenger RNA. Its product is annotated as putative carrier protein. Lineage: Eukaryota; Viridiplantae; Chlorophyta; Chlorophyceae; Sphaeropleales; Selenastraceae. Bases 1 to 639 code for a protein of 212 amino acids. The transcript has 6 exons. Gene Ontology annotation, biological process: NAD transmembrane transport. Gene Ontology annotation, molecular function: NAD transmembrane transporter activity. The record is from RefSeq and is a predicted model, not a curated record.